AUGCUGCUCAAUCAGACCCCCCGCGCAAGUCUGCGCAUCGCCUCUUCCUCGACGCAACAAGUCCGCCAUGCAUCAUUGAUGCGCCGCCCCAAGCGACCAUACACCUUCACCCAGCUCGUCACUCUGUCUGACGGCAGCACCUUCGUCCAGCGCACCACCAGCCCGCAGCCCGUCUACCGCAGCACAAAGGAUGUCCGCAACAACCCACUCUGGAACCCCAGCAGUCAGAAGCUGUUGAACAUCGAAGAGGACGAGGCUGGUCGUUUGAAGAGAUUCAGAGGUCGUUUCGGUCGUGGUUGGGAUGCUGAGGCCGUUGCUGGUUCUGAGGAGGCAAGAGAUGGCGAGGAAGCUCUCGCUCCCGAACAAGCAGAAGACUCUCUGCUCGACCUCAUCUCCAACUACGGCAACGAAGCAGAGGCCGAAGGCAAGGCUGCUGGCAAGAAGGAGGAGGCCAAGUCAAGCGGCAAGGGCAAGGGUGGCCAAAAGUAA
Messenger RNA from Aureobasidium melanogenum CBS 110374, 489 nucleotides. RefSeq lists its product as uncharacterized. Gene Ontology annotation, cellular component: mitochondrial large ribosomal subunit. The transcript is spliced from 2 exons. Gene Ontology annotation, biological process: mitochondrial translation. Gene Ontology annotation, molecular function: structural constituent of ribosome. The record is from RefSeq and is a predicted model, not a curated record. Bases 1 to 489 code for a protein of 162 amino acids. NCBI's taxonomy places the organism in Eukaryota, Fungi, Ascomycota, Dothideomycetes, Dothideales, Saccotheciaceae.